AUGUUUACGGAUCCUGAAGUCAUUGAGACGAUCAAGGCUCGAUCAACCCUCAUACGAACGAUGCGCAGCUUUUUCGAAUCACUCUCUUUUGUUGAAGUAGGAACACCUAUUUUGUCCGCCGUCGCCGGAGGUGCGACAGCCAAGCCCUUCCGGACGACAGCAACGGAGUUCAUGGAUCGAAAAUUGAGCAUGCGUAUCGCACCAGAGCUCUGGCUGAAGAGACUCAUAGUAGGCGGCAUGGACAGAAUCUUUGAGAUUGGCCCUUGUUUCCGAAAUGAGGGCCUCGACAAAAUCCACAAUCCCGAAUUUACAACCUGCGAGUUCUACGCCGUACGUCACGACUUGUCGCAAUUGAUGGAAUACACAAAACAGCUUCUCACCAAUAUGGCGCUGGCCAUGGAAUCUCUACCCCAUUCACGCACUCCCGAAACAGCCAAGCUUCUCAAAUCCAUUCAAGGCCCGUAUCGAGAAGUCGACUUCAUCCCCUCCUUGAAUUCCUCACUCGGCCUUGACCUCCCGAACUUUUCAUCCCCAAACGCGCAAUCCGAACUCCUCGACAUCUUCAAGUCGAAAAGUCUUCCUCUCCCACACAAUCCUACCGUACCACGUCUCGUCGACAAGCUCGCCUUCUUGUACCUCGAACCACACUCAGUAGACCGGCCCACUUGGGUCACCAAUAUCCCCGAAUGCCUCUCGCCGCUGGCCAAAUCGUAUAUUCUCCCAAAUGCUCCGAAUGAACAACCCGUCGCCGCGCGCGCCGAGCUAUUCAUCAACGCCAAAGAAGUCGUCAAUUGUUACGAGGAGGAGAACGACCCGUUCUGUCAGCGCCGCAAACUUCUUGACCAGCAGCGCUAUGCCGCCUCCUCAACGGAUGGGACGGGAAGGCCUGUCGUCGAUGACGAAGUUAUGAAAGUUGACGAAGAUUACUUGCAAGCUCUGGAGUGGGGUCUGCCCCCCACAGGCGGCUGGGGUUGUGGAAUUGAUCGACUAGUCAUGCUGUUCACCGGUAAGGAGAGGAUAGGCGAUGUCUUGACUUUUGGCAAUUUACGGGCUGUGACGAGGGGCGCCGAGAAGAAGACAUCGACGAGUGCACAGAAAUAG
Molecule: messenger RNA, 1101 nt
Organism: Rhinocladiella mackenziei CBS 650.93
Lineage: Eukaryota; Fungi; Ascomycota; Eurotiomycetes; Chaetothyriales; Herpotrichiellaceae
Exons: 1
Coding region: 1-1101 (366 amino acids)
Biological process (GO): mitochondrial lysyl-tRNA aminoacylation
Cellular component (GO): mitochondrion; cytoplasm
Molecular function (GO): lysine-tRNA ligase activity; tRNA binding; ATP binding
Source: RefSeq, a predicted model, not a curated record